AUGGAGCACCGACGCAUUGCCCACGGAGCUGCGCCUCCGUUGACCGCUGUGGAGAGAUUCUUAUACGGCCAAAACAAUGAUGCCUUGUGUUCCAAGAAACAAAAGGUUCCUAGAGACCGAAACCCACCGAUCGUGAAAAGGACAGUGGUGACUGAGAUUGUAAACGACAACAAAGAGAACACAACGUUUGGUCCAAAGAAGGAGAAACACUUGGUCGUUCAUGGCCGAAGCCCUAUUGGAAACAUGAUCGUUAAAGAUAAAACCACGAAGAAGCGACCAUACAAGAAUCUUAUCAAAGGGCAAUGGACAUCAGAAGAAGACAGGAAGUUGAUUAGGUUGGUGAGGCAACAUGGGGAGAGAAAAUGGGCAAUAGUCUCGGAGAGACUUGAGGGAAGAGCAGGCAAACAAUGUCGUGAGAGAUGGCAUAAUCAUCUCCGUCCUGAUAUCAAAAAAGAUGGAUGGAGCGAAGAAGAAGAGAGGGUUCUUGUAGAUGCACACACAAGAAUCGGGAACAAGUGGGCAGAGAUCGCUAAACUCAUACCAGGACGAACCGAAAACUCCAUCAAGAACCAUUGGAACGCUACUAAACGACGCCAAAACUCAAAACGCGAAAAGAAACGUCAAGCAAACGCCGAUAACAAUGAUAGCGAUCUCUCUCCAGCACCUAAGAGGCCAUGUAUUCUCCAAGACUACAUCAAAAGCAUCGACAACAAUAACAAGGACAAUGACGAUAACAAGAAUGAUAACUCCAUCAGUGUUAUUUCUACACCGAAUCCUGAUCAGAUCUAUUCUGAUGGAGACUCCGCAUCGUCAGUCCUUGGUGAUCCAUAUGACGAAGAGCUGGUUUACCUACAAAACAUCUUUGAAAACCACCCGGCUUCUCUUGACAACAUAGGUCUGAGCCAAACAUCAUAUGAGGUGAACCAGCUGUCUUCAUCAUCUGAGCUCAUGAUCAAGAACCCUAACCCUAACCCUAACUCACACAACGUUGUUCAGAGUCAGCAUCAAGAUCAGGGGAUGGUUUAUGUUCCUACGAACACUCCCCACCUUGCGUCUGAUGUCUACUUGUCUUACUUGUUGAACGGUACGACGCCGUCCUACGCCAACCAAUAUUUUCCUUCUUCCUCAUGUUCCACGUCAUCCACCACCGUAGAGCAGGGAGCCCAUUGUGAGUUUCUUGUGCCUCAAGCUGACUCUACAAGCGAAAAAAGAGAUAUGGAUCUGAUAGAGAUGAUCUGUGCUUCUACUCAAGGGAGCAACAUCUCCUUCUUCUAG
Eruca vesicaria subsp. sativa (arugula) is the source of this 1275-nucleotide messenger RNA. NCBI's taxonomy places the organism in Eukaryota, Viridiplantae, Streptophyta, Magnoliopsida, Brassicales, Brassicaceae. The record is from the annotation of a GenBank genome assembly.